AUGAAGAAUUCGGAGCUUCUCAAUCGCGCUUUUGAUCAAUACUUCGAGUAUGACGUUGGCAGUACGAACAUCCUAGAAACGGACAUUUUAGAUGAUGGGUCAAAUGAAAACCGGGUACUGACUCGCAGAGUCUCACAGAAAAGUAACAAGCUUCUGCUUGUAAAUUCGGUGGGCUUGAUCAUCGGAAUUGCUGUUGUCAUACUAUAUUACUUCAAUGGUCUGUUCCGAUCCUAUGAGCAUAUGCGGCAGAUCAACGCCAUCGAGGAGAAGUUUUCAAGGCUUGAGGCCCUCUCCCGUGAACUCGAUGAGCUUGAGAAGUCGAAUAGAGAGCUUGUUCAGGAUUCUUCAAAUUUUAAACACCCUGAUCUCAUGGUUGAAAGAGGCCGUCUUCAAGAAAACAUCAGUAAUGAACCACUGAACGAUAAUCCGGAUGACGUCUUGCCACGAAACGAUUAUAAGCAAAAGGAAAAAACUCUUACAUCUUUGAGUAUGGAGGGCGAUGCUCUCGAUGACUUCGUCUUACGCACCAUCUCUCGAUAUAUCACCAAGUUUGUUCCAGUGUUCAUGAAAGACCAUAAAAUUAGAUACACCACAGAGUUCCAUGAUUUUAUUCGCAAUAUUACUAAGGAAGAAUUAGCCAAUUAUCAACAGCUCGAAACCCAUAAAAAAGAAUUCAACUUCGAGGGUCAAACGGGCGCCGCAGUUUUUGGAGAACAGGAUAUACGCAACUUCAUACGGCAAGAGCUCGAACAACAAAGGCCACAAAAAAAGGCAGAUUUAUGUAACGAUCAAAUUGAGGUGAGUGACUUCAGCACAGAAUUGCUAAAUGAUGGUUCCAAGCAACCUCGUGAUAGCCACAAACAACCAAAUUUCGCGAGCUAUGAGCAAGGUGCUAGGGUAUUGGGAUUCCUCACAACUCAACAUGGGAAGCAGAAAGGCUUUCCUCUUUUACGUGCAAUUUUCUUGGGCUGGUACGAUUAUCUUACCUCUCAGGGACUUAAUUCACCUGACCGCUUGCGGUUCAAUGCAAACAAUGCUUUGUCACGACAAGCACCCUAUUGGCAGUGCAAGUCAAAUCUGUGUUCGAUAGGAAUUCGCUUGACAACUAACGUUGCGUUGAGAGAAAUCGUCUUGUCUGUUCCCUAUUCCGGCAGACCUGCUAAUCUUGACACGCCGAGAACAGUGUCAAUUUUCAUCAAACCAAGACAUCAAACACACGCAAAUCUUUUACGAUCCCUUCUUGCCAAUGAUCUGCCCUCCAAGGCAAAAAGUUCGGAAAUUACCCCGUUUUUGAAAAAGUUCGUCAAGGUCAUGGAAGCUGAACUAAAUCCUAGGGUUGAGCUCAACACCAUCGUUUUGCCGUCGAACCUAACGAAUCUCAAUAUUCCCCUGAGGGAUCUAUACAUCGAGCUUGAGUCUGUGGAUGAGCCUACUGGAGUCUUUGAGAUUAUAGCAAACGGCCAUGUGUUACCUGAGGAGUCCUCAAAAUCGAUUCCUUGGUCACUUCUGAGACUUGCUGAGGAGCAAUCUUUCUCAGCUACUGAGCUUGGUGACGACCUUUCUACUUAA
This is a messenger RNA of Candidozyma duobushaemuli, 1569 nucleotides long. RefSeq lists its product as uncharacterized. Lineage: Eukaryota; Fungi; Ascomycota; Pichiomycetes; Serinales; Metschnikowiaceae. The coding region runs from base 1 to 1569 and encodes 522 amino acids. The record is from RefSeq and is a predicted model, not a curated record. The transcript has a single exon.